AUGACAGACAAUUUUCCUUCAACUGCGGAUGAACCAUCAGUGAUGCCACAUAUUUUAACAUUGGACAAUCCUUCCAUGGUGGACGAACCAUCAAUGCUGCAUCAUGAUGCAACAGUGGACCAUGCUACCAUGUUGGACCAACCAUCAAUGCUGCAACAUACUUCGACAGUGGAUGAUACUUCCUUUGUGGCCGAACCAUCAAUGCUGAAACAUUCGGCAAGAGUGGAUGAUCAUUCCACGGUGGACCAAACAUCAAUGAUGCAAGAAUAUUCUUCUGUGGUUCACAGUUCCACUACGGUAGAGACUUCCACGGUAAAUGAAACAUCCAUGAGGCAAGAACAAUCAACAAUGGAUGAUCCUUUCACGGAGGAUGGAAAUUCAACCAUGCUAAACCCUUUAAUGUUAGAUAAAGCCAUAGAAAGCAACAUGGUGACUGCCACACAGACACAGGAUAACAUUAAUGAGGAGCCUGUAUUGCACAGCCAGAAAAGUAAUAUUGAUACAGAAGAUACCAACCAGGUGGAAUUGAAUGCAGAGACUGCACAUUCUAGUGUAAUUGCCCAUGGUCUUCAAGACCAAUUCCUGGACUCUACAAAUCAAGAAUGUGAAGUUAGCAGAUCACAAACCAUUAGCCAACAGGAUUCUUUAAAGGAAGCCAUGCAGCUAAUUGAGAGGAAUAGAAAUGAAGAAAUGAAAAGAAUUGAACAUCAAAUAAAUCAGCUGAAUAAUAAUAUACAGAUUCUCAACACAACACAAAGACAACAGAAUCAAGCACUUGUCACUCUUGCAAAUUUUUACGAUCAUCUUGUUUCAUCACAGAAUGUGGCAGCAAUCAACUACCAACAGAUGCAGCACAGUAUAAAUCAAAUGCUAGCAUGGCAGUAUGAGACUAUUACCAUCACACGCAUGAUUUCCACUUUCAUAUAA
Messenger RNA from Pseudophryne corroboree (corroboree frog), 927 nucleotides. RefSeq lists its product as uncharacterized. The coding region runs from base 1 to 927 and encodes 308 amino acids. Lineage: Eukaryota; Metazoa; Chordata; Amphibia; Anura; Myobatrachidae. The record is from RefSeq and is a predicted model, not a curated record. The transcript has 4 exons.